Molecule: messenger RNA, 1356 nt
Organism: Trichoderma citrinoviride
Lineage: Eukaryota; Fungi; Ascomycota; Sordariomycetes; Hypocreales; Hypocreaceae
Product: zf-MIZ-domain-containing protein
Exons: 6
Coding region: 1-1356 (451 amino acids)
Biological process (GO): protein sumoylation
Molecular function (GO): zinc ion binding; SUMO ligase activity
Source: RefSeq, a predicted model, not a curated record
AUGGCUUCGUCCAGCUUGAUUCAGCGGAAUGACGUGAGCGCGCUGCUCCGGCAGGUCCAGGGCAACUCUCUGUUUAAUCGCCAGCUCUCUACCAUCUGCCAGGUGAAUGGCCUCAAGAGCACCGGCGUCAAGGCUGAGCUUCAGCGGCGUAUCGUGAAUCCCUCCCCUUAUGGCUCCGGAACGCCCGGUUUCUCGUUCAAGCCGAGCCCCUUCUACACCAUCGAACCCUCGCUGACCGGUGUCGCUCCAUCCCCAGCCAUGGCACAGCAUAGGAACUCUGUCACCAUCCCGCUAAAGCUAAGCCACUGCCCCAAAAAUGCACAGCGAUGCAUCGACGACAAGUCUUACAGGAUCAUGGUCUUCUGUGCGAGCGACAACAGCGGCGUACAAGAUGUUGCGUUCCCACACCAAUCCGAGCUCCGGGUAAACGGCGACGAGAUCAAGGCCAACCUGCGAGGCCUCAAGAACAAGCCCGGCUCCACCAGGCCGGUCGACAUCACCAGCGCUCUGCGCCUGAAACGAGACUACAUGAACAGUAUCGAGUUUACGUAUGCGCUGACGACCAAGAAAUACUACCUCAUUGUCAACCUUUGCAAGAUCACCACAGUUCCGGAACUGGUAGCGACAAUCGCAAGCCGCAGUAAGAUCACUGAAGAAUCGGUCAUAAGAGACCUGAACAAGAUAGCACAAGACCCGGAUGUGGUGGCAACCUCUCAGGUCUUGUCUCUGAAGUGCCCUCUGUCGUACAUGAGAUUAGAAGUUCCCUGUCGGAGCGUGAGAUGCACGCAUCUCCAAUGCUUUGACGCGACCUCUUACUUGCAGCUUCAGGAGCAAGGUCCGCAAUGGCUGUGUCCUAUCUGCAACAAGCCGGCGCCGUUUGAACAACUGGCCGUUGAUGGUUAUGUCAAGGCGAUUCUGGAAAAGACGCCCAAAAGCCUGGAGACUGUCACCAUUGAGCCAAAUGGCAAGUGGUCUAGCAAACCACCGAGGGAGGAGUCACUAUCCAGGCCAAACGGCGCAGCACUCGAGGAUGAUGAUGACGACGACGACGAUGAUGAUGACGAUGUCGAGGUGUCGGAAAUCAUCAUUGGCGGUCGUCAGCCAGCUACGCCCAAGCGCUUAUACACGGACACCGCUGGCUCUGCCGGCACCGAAGGCUCGGCGACGAGACCGCGGGGCAGCUCGCACAGCGCCAAACGACCAGCGCCAGCAGUUAUCGACCUGACGUUAUCGUCUGACGAUGAAGAGCCGAUCCAGCGCCCAAACAAGCGCCAGCACACGGGCGCGAGCAGCUACCGCGGCUCCUCGUCGAAUCUGCCAUUCCUCAGCGAGUCUCCCAGCAACUAUACGCCCUAG